Juglans regia (Persian walnut) is the source of this 2354-nucleotide messenger RNA. Its product is annotated as heterogeneous nuclear ribonucleoprotein 1-like. The coding region runs from base 345 to 1781 and encodes 478 amino acids. The record is from RefSeq and is a predicted model, not a curated record. Gene Ontology annotation, molecular function: RNA binding. The transcript is spliced from 6 exons. NCBI's taxonomy places the organism in Eukaryota, Viridiplantae, Streptophyta, Magnoliopsida, Fagales, Juglandaceae.
UUACAUAAUAUAUAUAAAUCAACCAUAAUUGAAAGAAGAAAUAAAGGGAGAAGAAAAGAGAAAGAGAAAAGGAGGGCCUCACGCUCUCUUCUUCAUAUCAUGCCUCUUCUCAGAUCUUAGAUUCUCUCAAACUUCCCAUCUGGGUCGUCUUCAUUUGUUGGAUUCCUGGGUUGUUGCUCGAUCGGCGAUUGAUCGGUGGAUGCUCCGAGGUUCCUGGAUUCAAUCCAAGAAUACCCAUUUCUUAUCUAACAAUCAGUGCAUCCAAGUUUUCGAUGGAUUCUGUGAUGAGCUUGCUGAAACUAGUUUGGUUGGUGUCGAAGAAAAAUGUUUUUAUUAAUUGAAGAAUGGAAAUGGAGCCUGGCAAGCUUUUCAUCGGUGGAAUAUCUUGGGACACAAAUGAAGACCGACUUAAAGAGUAUUUCCAGUCUUUUGGAGCAGUAGUGGAAGCUGUGAUAAUGAAGGAUCGGGCCACUGGUCGUGCCCGUGGUUUCGGUUUUGUUGUUUUUGCAGACCCUGCUGUUGCAGAAAGAGUUGUUAUGGAGAAGCAUGUGAUAGAUGGUAGAACUGUUGAAGCAAAAAAAGCAGUUCCUAGAGAUGAUCAGAAUAUUCUGAGCAGAAACAAUGGCAGCAUGCAUGGGUCUCCUGGUCCUGCCCGCACAAAGAAGAUAUUUGUAGGAGGUUUAGCAUCCACAGUCACAGAAAACGAUUUUAAGAAGUACUUCGAUCAAUUUGGGAUAAUAACAGAUGUGGUGGUGAUGUAUGACCAUAAUACGCAAAGGCCAAGAGGAUUUGGGUUCAUUACAUAUGAUUCAGAGGAAGCAGUGGAGAAAGUGUUGUACAAAACCUUUCAUGAACUCAAUGGCAAACUGGUUGAAGUUAAACGAGCUGUCCCUAAAGAACAAUCUCCAGGGCCAAGUCGGGGCCAAAUGGGUGGAUAUAACUAUGGUCAGAGUAGAGUUAGCAGCUUCCUUAAUGGUUACACUCAGGGAUACAAUCAAAGUUCAGUUGGGGGCUAUGCACAUAGAGUGGAUAAUAGAUUUAGUCCAGUUACAGUUGGUCGCAGUGGAUUUCAUCCCUUCAGUCCUGGAUAUGGGACUGGAUUGAAUAAUGAGCCCAGGUUGAGUCCAAGCUAUGGAGGAAAUGCAAACCUUAGUUCUCACCUCAGCUUUGGACGCGGAUUGAACCCUUCAUAUACUGGGAAUUCAAAUAGGAAUGUUAACCCCAUUGGAUAUGGUGUGGGCAAUGGUGGAAAUAGUUCAAUCUUAAAUUCAGCAAGCCGUAACCUGUUGGGGAAUGUGAAUCUUAAUUAUGCUGCUAACUCUGCAAACCCUAGUACUUUAAUGGGAUUGGGAAGUGGAAAUUCAGGAAUUGGUUCUUUUGGCAAUUUUGGAACACUUUGGAGCUCCUCUCCUAACUCAGGUCAAGGUGGAGGUGCUGGAACUACCCACAGUAGUGGCAAUCUUAGUUAUGGCAGUGGAGAAGUCGGUUUUGGUUCAGGAGGGGUAGGGUAUGGAAGAAAUAGUGGAACUGGUGUUGCACUGGCAUCAUCAUAUGCUGCAUCAAAUGGCAGUUACAGAGGGUCUUUUGAAGAAAUUUAUGAAGGUGGUUCAUUUUAUGGGGACCCAACUUGGCGAUCAUCACCUCUAGAGCUAGAGGGGUCUGGCUCAUUUGGUCUUGGCCUUGGACCUGGAGCUUCAGAUGUUUUGAGUAGAAGCUCUGAUGAUUAUGUUGGUCUUUAUGGUGUUACCAACAGACAAUCAAACAGAGGAAUUGCUGUGUAGGAAGAUUAUGAUAUGGAUGUCCAAAAAUUAUUGUAGGUGAAGUAUAAUUGAUGAAGAAGGUGAAGUACUGUUAAUCCUCAUACAUUUUCGUCGUUCAGAUGCUUCAGUAUACAAAAAUAUGAUUAGAGCUAAUUGGUUUACCUGUUUGAAAGAACUCAUCAAGAGGUCAGUUACAAGGAAUUUCUUAUAAGGUCUGAGCUUGAGUUAAUAUAGGUUUCUUCCUUGGAAUUGGAUUGAGAUGUAUAAUCAGAUUGCUGGGUAUACCAACAUCAAAAAAUAAAAGGAUUGCUGAGUACAUCCAGAUUUAUUGGACCGCGCAUCUCUGGCUUCACAGUGGAUACAGAAACAAGCAAGAGUUCUUCCUUUUUUUCUCCCUCCCUUUUUCUGCUGCAAUAUCAGGUGAAGUUUACGGCAGUUCUUGUCACUCAGGUUGUUUUUCUUGUAAACUCCUUCUGGGGGAUUUGUUUUUUGGCUGAUUGUACGUAAUCUCUGGAUGAUUUACUAGUUUGAUACUCUGAAGGGAUUGUCUUUUGGGUUACCUGAAAAUAAUUUACAUCAUAGUGAUUAAUCCCC